This is a messenger RNA of Linderina pennispora, 327 nucleotides long. RefSeq lists its product as uncharacterized. The transcript is spliced from 2 exons. The annotation marks the transcript as partial. Lineage: Eukaryota; Fungi; Kickxellomycota; Kickxellomycetes; Kickxellales; Kickxellaceae. The record is from RefSeq and is a predicted model, not a curated record.
GAUGAGGGUACUAUCAUCUCGAAGAAGUACUCGACCACUUUGUAUAGCCACAUACUGUGGUUCUGUCUGGCCAGCAUAACACCGCUAGCACACUUCCUAAUAAAAAGCGUUCGAGAGAGCCUGGACAGGAUUCCGAGUCUGUACCAGGAUAUUUUUGAGCAACUUGUCGGAUGAGGGUGGAACUACUGGAAGCCAUGUCGCCGUGUACUUGCAAAAGAAGUUUAGAGAAUGAUCAGCUGGCUACGGGUGAGAUUCUACAUAGCUCACCAACCAGCUCAGCUAUCCACUAUCAGUUCUUUUUCUCAAAUAGUCAUACAUUUCUUCCAA